AUGACCCAGACAGCCGUGACCGUAACGCAGAGGGCCCAUAUUCGCUUCAGUAUUCCUUCAGAUGACACGAAAAUAUGUGUCGUUAUGGUUGGCUUGCCAGCCCGGGGAAAAAGUCUCAUAGCUGGAAAAGCCCUUCGAUAUCUUGCUUGGGUGGGAAUCGCGGCCCGAAUUUUCAAUGUAGGCACAUAUCGCCGUGAGAAGUCGCCUCAUCCUGUAGCAACCUUCUUUGAUCCGCACAAUUCAGAAGGAGAAAGAAUGCGACGAGCCGCCGCCGAGGCAGCCGUGUCAGACAUGCUCAAAUGGUUCAGGCAAGACAACGGCGUCGUGGCUAUAUUUGAUGCGACAAACUCGACGAAAGCCAGGCGAGCAUGGAUUCACAAGACCUGUGAAGAAGCCGGUAUUGAGACUCUUUUUGUGGAAUCUUUGUGCGAUGACGAAGAGAUUAUUAUGAACAACAUACUUGAAGUCAAAACGACAUCGCCAGAUUAUAAAGGACAAGAUCCAGAAGUCGCUGCCCAAGACUUCCGCAACCGCAUUCGCAAUUAUGAGAAGGUUUACGAGACAAUAAGUGAAGACGAGAAAUCGUACACUUACGUCAAAUUGAUCAACGUGGGAUCCACAGUUAUCAUCAAUCAGAUAAAGGACUAUUUGUCAAGCAGACUUGUCUACUACAUUCAAAAUCUUCAUAUCAAACCUCGGUCCAUCUGGCUAUCGCGGCACGGAGAGUCGGAGUUCAAUUUAACAGGAAAGAUCGGUGGCGACUCCGAUAUCUCAUCUCGUGGAGAAGCCUAUGCUCGAGCACUUCCUGGUCUUCUCAAACAAUCCGGCGUUCCACCGGGUGCCAAACUGACGAUUUGGACAUCGACUCUAAAACGUACGAUACAAACAGCACGGCAUCUUGCUGCAGAGACUGGCUAUGAAAAACUAGAAUGGAAGGCUCUCGAUGAACUUGACUCUGGCGUCUGUGAUGGCCUGACUUACGAAGAUAUUGCUGAGCGAUAUCCCGAGGAUUUUGCAGCUCGAGAUGAGGACAAAUAUAACUAUCGCUAUCGGGGCGGAGAAUCAUACCGUGAUGUCGUGAUCCGGCUCGAGCCAAUCAUUAUGGAACUCGAGCGCAGUGAGAAUAUCAUCAUUGUCACCCAUCAGGCGGUCUUACGAUGCAUUUAUUCCUACUUUCACAACAUGUCACAAGAACAAAGCCCGUGGAUGGAGGUUCCUCUCCACACCUUGAUCAAAUUAACGCCUCGCGCUUAUGGAACUGAAGAGAAGCGUUUCAAAGCGAACAUUCCUGCUGUAUCCACAUGGAGAGGCAAAGGAAGCUCGGCCAAGCACCAAGAACCAGGUCAUUACCUUGAACCUCGGCCGCUCGUCGAACUCAAACCCCGCGAUAAAUCCAAAAUCGAGUCGAUCCUUGCAUACGGCGAUCGCCUGCUUGUUGGUUUGAAUAAUGGAAAUCUGCGAGUGUAUCGCGUCAACGAACAAGCCCCGGCUAGAGACGUUGAGCGAAACGGUCAUGUUGUUGAGGACGCGGCGGCGGCUAAGGACGACCAAGAAACGACAUCUGCCUCCGCAAAGUCAACGGAUCUCCUUCGCGAAGAGGAUAAGUUCUCUCGCUACAAGAUCGAUCAACUGGCGUUUAUCAAAGAGGCGAAUGUUCUAGUCUCUCUUUCAGGCGGCUAUGUUUCCUUGCACGACUUGCAAAACUAUGAUCCUCAGGAGCAGCUCACGAAAACAAAAGGAGCCACCACGUUUGCUGUGACGUCAAAUGUUGAGAACGAUAUGGAAACGGACGUCCCCUCGAUCGUCUCCCGUCUCGCUGUAGCCGUUAAGCGCAAGAUUCUCCUAUGGACUUGGCAGGAUAUGGAACUCAACCCGGAUACGGCUGAAAUUACACUUGUUAGUGGGAUCAAAACAUUGACGUGGAUAUCUGGGACGAGGUUAAUUGCUGGCCUUACUGCAAACUAUGUUUUGGUGGAUAUUGAGACUAUGGAGCUUAGGGAUAUUGUUGGGCCCGGGAGUAUUGGAGGUGGUCCUGGGCAGGAAUCAAGCCGACUCGGAGGAGUCGGAGUCGCGAGCAUGAGCUAUAUUGGAAUGGGUGGAAUUGUUCCUAAACCGUUGGCUACGCGGCUGGGCGAGGGACAAGUGCUCUUAGCAAAAGAUGUCAACACACACUUCAUCGACAUUGACGGUGCAUCUCUGGGCAAACGGCAGAUCCCAUGGAAUGCCGCUCCCGAGGCUCUGGGAUAUUCAUACCCAUAUCUAUUGGCAUUACAGGACCCUUACAAAGGUACCUUGGAAAUACGGAACCCCGAUACUCUAUCCCUUCUUCAGUCAAUAUCUCUUCCUUCUGCCAGUCUGCUUCAUAUGCCGCAUCCUAACAUCAGCUUGGCGCAUGCUGGCAAAGGCUUCCUAGUCGCCAGUGACCGUGUUAUAUGGCGUAUGGAUGCUUUGAGUUACGACAACCAGAUCGAUGCGUUAGUCGAUAGCGAGUAUUUGGAUGAAGCGAUCAGCUUGAUUAGCAUGCUGGAGGACGCUCUCUUGGCUGACAAGUCGGGUCGGUUACGUGAGAUUCAGUUGCAGAAAGCUCAAAAGCUGUUUCAUGACCGCAAAUACCGGGAUGCCCUUGAUCUCUUCGCCGCCGUUUCCGCGCCCCCAGAGAUUGUCAUUCAACUAUACCCGAAAAUAAUUGCAGGUAAUCUGUCGUCCAUAGCAGAGGAGACUGGAGAAAUCGAAGAGAAUGGAGCGAAUUCUUCAGAGCGUACCAAUGGACUGCACUCACAUACAGAGGAAGCAGUUGCUGACAGCUCCGCGCCUGCUAAAACUUCUACUUAUGCGCCUUCUCUUGCUUCUUUUCUCCGUGGCAAAGGGGAUGAAGGUAGUGACGAUGGAAGCAUCCGGGGGAAACCAGCUGAGAACACCCAAGGCGAGAAACACUUAGAAGGGAAAGAUUUGAAAGCGGCCGUGCGCGAGCUUCAAGGUUAUCUUGCUGAUGUUAGACGUCGCUUCCAGAGAUUCUUAAACCCUAAUGGCACUCUACGUGCUGGAUCCUUGCACCACGGUGGAGAAAUCGAUGAGUUCGAAGAGUCUGUGCGAAUGCUGCUUGGUGUCUCUGGAGAGAUUGAUGAAUCUGAUUUCGAAGAACGAUUGUGCGAAAAUGCCAAACUGGUAGACACGACCUUGUUUAGAGCUCACAUGUACGCCACGCCAUCCUUAGCAGGCUCCCUGUUUCGAAUUGCGAAUUUCUGUGACCCGGACGUCGUUAUGGAAAAGCUUGAAGAGAGCGGGCGCGACAAUGAACUUAUCGACUUUUACUAUGGGAAAAAGAUGCAUCGUCGAGCCUUAGAGCUGCUUCGGAAAUUUGGACAUUCACAAGCGAAAGACGAAAAUGAUGAUCCAUCGGCUCAUCUUCGCGGUCCUGGCAGAACUGUUGCUUAUCUACAGCACCUCUCUCCAGAGUAUAUUGAUCUCAUCCUUGAAUUCGCGGAAUGGCCUCUUCGAGAGGAUCCUGAGCUCGGUAUGGAAAUCUUUUUAACUGAUACUGAGAAUGCCGAGACACUACCGCGUUAUCAAGUGAUUGAAUUCCUCGAAAAAGCCGAUACAGGACUUGCUAUCCGCUAUCUUGAGCAUGUGAUCGAUGAACUCAAUGACAUGAGUCCUGAUCUCCAUCAAAAAUUACUGAAUCUUUACCUACACAGGUUACUGCGACAUAAACAAAGACAAGAGACGUUUGACAGCGAAGACGACUUCCUUUCAUGGAAGGAAAAGUUUUUGGCAUUUCUGAAAUCGAGCUCUCAAUAUUCACCUGCUAAAGUUCUAGAUCAGCUUCCGCGUGAAGACCCCGACUUUUACGAAGCUAGAGCAAUAGCGUUUAGCAAAAUGGGACAGCAUCGACAAGCACUUGAGAUUUACGUUUUCAAAUUACAUGCGCAUGAGAAGGCAGAAGAGUAUUGUAAUCGUAUUCACGUCACUGAAGAAGCAACCUCUACGGAGGUAUCUCCAUCUCAGCGUCUUGCGCCAACCGACGCCGACGAAACGAAGCCCCCAAUCUAUUUGACGUUGCUAUCUCUCUACCUAUCGCCUCCACAUGGUUACGACGCACAGUACGGUCCAGCACUAGACAUCCUGGCCAAACACGGCUCCCGCCUACCUGCAAAGUCCACACUCAACCUGAUCCCGGAAGACAUUGCAGUUCAAAACCUCGAAUUCUAUUUCCGCAGUCGUAUCCGCGCAGCUAGCUCUAUUAUGAACGAGGCGCGCAUAGUUUCGAACCUACAGAAGGUACGAAACAUUAAAACGCAGGCUCAGCUUCUGGUGGGAGAAGGUCUGCCAGACAACAACAAAGCGCGGAGUCGACAUGUCACAAUUACCGAGGAACGUGUGUGCGGGAUAUGCUAUAAACGACUGGGAGGAAGCGUUAUCAGCGUGUUUCCAGACGACAAGGUCGUCCACCUGGGCUGUGCCAAUCGGAUGACAUAG
Molecule: messenger RNA, 4476 nt
Organism: Talaromyces proteolyticus
Lineage: Eukaryota; Fungi; Ascomycota; Eurotiomycetes; Eurotiales; Trichocomaceae
Product: AvaB protein
Exons: 9
Coding region: 1-4476 (1491 amino acids)
Biological process (GO): fructose 2,6-bisphosphate metabolic process; vesicle-mediated transport; intracellular protein transport
Cellular component (GO): cytoplasm; fungal-type vacuole membrane
Molecular function (GO): protein binding; 6-phosphofructo-2-kinase activity; ATP binding
Source: RefSeq, a predicted model, not a curated record